AUGAGUUUCGAAUCUGGUGUGUGGAAUUCACGUGGAAUUAUUAAAGCAGCUAUAAUAAAUGAAGCCGAAAAAAAUAAAACAGCAAUACAGGAAGUUAAAAAAGAAAUCGUCAAAGGCAUUAUUGAUGAUGAAAAUAAUGAACAAGUGCGAAGCAGGUAUUGGUCAUCGACAAUCAGCUCGCAAAAUCCAUUUAGAAAUAAGUUUUAUAAUAAUAAUUUUACACCAGUAACAAUUAUUAAAAAACAUCCAAUAAAAAAUUACCCAGUACCAAUUAAUUUACCAACUAACAAAAAACCCGAUAUAUUUAAUGAAAAAUCAAAAAAUUGGCCAAAUGAACCACCCAAUACAGUUCAAGAUUUUAUAAAUUACGAAAAAUAUACAUCAAUUAAUAAUGAUAACAAUAAAAAAACAAAAAAACCAUUAAUAAAAACAACAACUAUUAAACCAAUUGAACAAAGUAAUAAUAGCAAUAGAAAACCUGUUAGUUUAUCAAAUAAUCGUGAACAAUUAUCACAUCCAAAUGUCCAAGAAAUUAUUCAAUGGCUUCAAAUACCUCCAUUUUCAUCAGCUGAUAAUAAAAGUAAUACAGUUAGUCAAGAUUUUAAACCUGGACAAUCAUUUACAAAUGCUUUUGAGCCUGGUAUCAAUGAAAAUUUAUCAACUGAAAAUUCAUUAGCUCUUUAUGAUGAUGAAAAAGCAAAUGAUUUUUCAUUACCUGAUGAGACACCCAAAUAUAAUAGUUCAGAUAAUUUAUUGUUAACAAAUAAUCCUGUUACAAUGAAUACCCAAUCAUUAUCAACGACAAUUGAUGAUUUACUAACUGAUAAUCCAACAAUUGAUGAAAAUAAAAAACGUCCAGUGUAUCGUCCUACAUCUGAAGUAUCACAAGAUACAAUUGUUCAUAUAACAAAUCCAUUAUCAAAUAAACAAAAUACAAGUAUCAAUGAGACACAUCAAAAUUCUACAAAUACAUCAACACUAAAACAACCACCAAAUGUUCAUAUAAUGUUUAUCCCAACAAAUAACACAAAUACACAAGAAUCACAAUUUAUUAAUUCUGAUUGUCCAACAAUAACAAUUAAUUCAAUAACAAAAAUUAAUAAUACAAUACAACAAAGUAAAGAAGGUUGUACAGAUUUAAAUAUUAUUAUUAAUUCACAAGUACUUAGUACAAAUAAUUUUGAUGCUGAUAUUGUUGGUAUAGAUGAAACUGAACAAAAUAAAUUACCAAAUAAUUAUUAUUCAGAUGUUAAUCAAAAUUCUGAUGGUAAUGAUAAUGUUGUUGUUGAUGGGGGGAUUGAUGAGGUUGAAAAUAAUUAUCCUAAUAAACAUUUUGAUCAUAUUUUUGAUCAUUUUCAUGGUACAUCAUCAUUAGCACCACCAACACAAUUACCAGAAAUAUCAGAACCACCACAGCCACAACCAACUGAACAAAUUAUUACUGAUGAUAAUAAUCAUCAUACUAAUUGUAAUGAUUGUAAUCCUUCACCUUAUGAUGUUAAUCAAGAAACAAAUAUUGAAUAUGCUGGUGAUGCAUUAGCAGAAUCAGAAUUUUCUGAAGCUGGUAGUGUAUCAGCUGGUCAAUCAGUUAUAGGUAGUGGUAUUAGUUCAGGUGCUGUUGCUUCAAAUUUACCUAGUAUUGGUAAUCAGCUUAUUGGUUUGGCUGGGGCUGGUGUACUUGGUAAUGGUGCUAGUGGUUUACUUAGUGGUGCUGGUGGUGGUAAUGGUGAUUCAACAGCACUAACAACAAUUAAUGCUGGUAAUAAUGAUGACGACGAUGAUGAUGAUGAUGAUGAUAUGUUUGGUUUAUCACCAACUAGUAUACUUGAUGGUGUUACAUCAAUCUUUACAUAUUUAACAAUUUUAAAUCCACUUAAUUAUGGUUUAUUUACAAUUGCAGCAGCACCAUUUGCAGCACUUGCUGCUGGUGUACUUGGUGUUGGUGCAAUGUUUUUCCCUUGGGCAUUUACAACAGGUCUUGAUUUUGCUCGUGCAUCUGAUCAAGUUAAUAUUAGAUUUACACCGAAUAUUGAUGAAGUUGUUAGACAAUCACUCAAUGAAAAUAGAAAUUGGGAAGAGUGGAAAAGUAAAAGAAGAAAAAGUAGACGUAGAGUGGACUUACCAACACGUGAACUAAAUCAUUAUCAGCACAUGGAUCAAUCAUUGAGAACAGUUGCAACUCAGCUGUUGAAUGUCUCUGGAAGUAAUGACAUGGUGAACAUCAAAGAAAAUCAAGAAGCUGAGCCAAGCUUGGUUCUGCUAGUUCAACAACCAGACGAAAAAAAUUCUCAAAAAUCUGAGGAAAUAAUUAGAAAUGAUACAAACAAAUUAAAUGAAGAUAAUAAAAUGGAAAUUGUUAAAACAAAUAAUUCAGAAAUAUUAUCAUCUGAUAAUAGUCAUACUAGACCAGUUAAUUCAAAAUAUCAUUAUACACAUUUUGGUCAUCCUGGUCAAGCAAUGGCACUUACAGAUGAAGAGCUAGAAAUUGAAUUAUCUGAUACAAAAACAACAUCAUUAUUCAACAGAAAAUCACCAUCAACGACAACAGCAGGUGGUAUUUCAACUUGGGUACAAGUUAAUCCACCAAAAACAACACCAAAACCAUUUGAUAAAAAACAAGAAAAUAAUAUUCCAGCUAGUGGUAUCUUAAAUGAAGAACAAACAACAAUAUUUCCAUUUAAAAUAAGUAAUAAUCAUCAGGAUAAAAUUGAGACGACUUUAAAAAAAGAUGUUGUUAAACCAUCAACAACUGUUAUUCCAAUUGAACAAAUAACACAAAAAACAGUUGUUAAAAAAUUACCAACAAUAAAAUCUGAAAGUACAACAACAGUUGAUUCAAUAAUGACAUCUCGUGCUGAAUUAUAUUCAACAGAAAAACCUCUAGAAUUAUCAGCUACAGUUAAAACAAUAACAACAACAACAAUCAAUGCUCAUGAGCUAAAUAAAAAUGAUAAAAAGACAUCAUCAUCAUCAUCAACAAGUCGUAACUCAUCAAAGCCACGAUCAACAACACCAAAAUCAGCAGCUGUAACAAAAACAACAACAAUGAAAAUUGCUAAACCAACACCAAGUCGUACUACAAAACCAUCAAUUAUUCGUAAACAAUCAAAUAAAAAUGAUGUUAAUAAUAAAAAUUUAAAUUCACAAAUUUACAAUGCAACAUCUAAAAUUGAAAAAGUUACAUUUAAACCAAUUUCAAUGAUAACAACUCCAAAAAGUCAAAUUGAAUCAGUACCAAAUGCAGUAUUUACUAAAAAAAUUCAAGCAAAUUUUAAUAUUGAUUCAAAUAAAAAUUUACCAUCAACAAUAAAUGAUUCUCAAAUUGAUGAAAAUUUAAAUUCAACAUCAACAUUUACUGAUAAUAUAAAUAAAUCAAAAAUAACAAAACCAAAUAAUAAUAUAUCAUCAAAAAUUCAAUUUAAAAAACCAAUUGAUACACCAACAACAAUUGAAAUUGAGCCAAUAAAAGUUAAUGCUCCAAUUUUACGUAUUGAAAAAAUUGAAGAAAGAAAAAAGGCAUCACAUUCAACCAAUAAAGAUCAUAUAAAAUUAAAUAAUUCACAUGUUGAUGGUAAAUUAAAUUUAAAAUCUGAAUUAACUAAAAUUGAAACAUCAACAUCUCCAUCGACAACAACAACAACAGCAACAUCAACAACAACAUCAACAACAUCUGAAACACCAACAUCAUCAACAAAAAAACCAAAAAGAAAAAAGAACAAGACAAGAAGGAGAAAACCAUCAUCAUCAUCAUCAUCAUCAACAACAACAACAACAGAAUCAACAGAAUCAGAUCCACUUGGUAUAGGAUCAGUAUCUGAACUUUUCCAAGAAAUAGCUGACUCUGUAGCAUCAUCAGUAACACCAACUGAUAAUACAAUUCAAGAAUCAAAAGUCGUUCCUGAUGUAAAUGAUAAAAAUAAAAAAAAACAAGUUGCUAAACCAUUUGGUACACAAAUUUAUAAUUAUUUAAGCAAAGAAGUUAUGCCUAGUUUUGGUGUAAUGUCACUUGUUGGUCUUGGUCUUGGUUUAGCCAGUUAUUUUUUGUAUCCAUUUGGUGGUGUUAUUGCAAGAAGAAAUGACAUUGUUCAUCAAAAUUAUAAAUAUACAAAUAACAAUAAUAAUAUGGAUGAAUAUAGUGGUAAUUUUGGUCAAAAUGAAGAAGAAAUUUUUUCAAAAGUACUACAAGGUAUGACACCAAAUGAUGAUAAAUUUAUUAGUAGCAAAGAUUAUGUUAAUAAUCCAUACAGAUAUCAGACAUAUGAUGGUGCAUAUGGUGAUUCAUAUACAACAAUUAAAAAUGAACAAAAAUAUACAACAUCAUCUGCAGUAUCAAAUACAAAAUUACAUGAUUUAAAAUAUAAAAAUACAGAAUUUAAAUAUCCUGAAUUAACAACAAUACAAAAUUAUUAUGAUACAAAUAAAAAACAAAAUAAUGAUUAUAAUAAAAAUCAUAGAAAUGAUAAUUAUAAUAAUAAUGAUAGAAAAUUUGUUGUUGGUAAUAUACCAAAAGAAUAUACAAAUAAUAAUAAUAAUGAUGAUGAUGAUAAUGUUAAUAAUAAAAAUCGACGUAUUAUAGCAACAACUGAAUCAAUACCAACUGAUUUUGAAAAACAGAUUGCACAGAGUUUAAAAUUUUUAAAAAAUCCAUUAGAAGAAAAAAUCAUUGAACAACCAAAUGCACAACCAUUAACAAUAAAUAAUGAUGAUAAUAAUUAUGAUGAUAGUGUCAAUCAACCAGCUGCUGUUGCAGUUGAACAUGGACCAAGAUCAUUAAAUAUUGAUGAUUUUAUUUAUCAUAGGAAUGAUGAGCAAGUAAAAAUAAGAGCAAAACGUGAAUCAGUUAUACAAAUGAUACCAACAAGAAGUGAAAAAGAUGAACAUGAAGAUGAUUUUAAUAAUGAAAUAUUAGAUAUUAUUGAUACUGCAUUACCUUCUGAUAUGAAUAAUAUGAAUACAGAUAAACCAGAUGUUAAAAUUGAUAUGAAAACAUCAACAACAACGACUGAUAAACCACGUGAAGAAUUAACAACAACAACAACAACAAAUAAAAUUAUUUCAAAAACAAAAGAAUAUGAAGUUGAAGAAAAUAGUAAUAUUGAUGUUACAACUGUUGAAAAUAAAAUUGAUUCAUCAACACAAUCAACAACUAAUUAUCCAACAAAAGCAACUGAAAAAAUUACAACAAGUAGAAUUCCAACAACCAGUACAUCAACACCAAUUGAGGAUGGUUUAAAUGCAUUUAAUUUUGUCAAAAAAAUUGCUGAAGUUAAAUUUAGAAUUGGCUUAUCAAUUUUAAAACAUGCAUCUGAAAAUUUUGCUAAAUAUUUAGGUAAUGUGCAAAAAAGAAUAAAUGGUGAAGAAUAAUAAUUUCAUUAAGUAUUAAAUAUUUUUUAAAUUUUCUUUUGGCAA
Messenger RNA from Aphidius gifuensis, 5409 nucleotides. RefSeq names its product serine-rich adhesin for platelets-like. The transcript has 4 exons. The record is from RefSeq and is a predicted model, not a curated record. Bases 1 to 5364 code for a protein of 1787 amino acids. NCBI's taxonomy places the organism in Eukaryota, Metazoa, Arthropoda, Insecta, Hymenoptera, Braconidae.